This is a messenger RNA of Penicillium taxi, 1092 nucleotides long. Its product is annotated as Gfo/Idh/MocA family protein. Gene Ontology annotation, molecular function: nucleotide binding. The record is from RefSeq and is a predicted model, not a curated record. NCBI's taxonomy places the organism in Eukaryota, Fungi, Ascomycota, Eurotiomycetes, Eurotiales, Aspergillaceae. The coding region runs from base 1 to 1092 and encodes 363 amino acids. The transcript has a single exon.
AUGUCUGUUAAAAUUGCCAUCAUUGGCGCAGGUAUAAUUGGACCUCGUCAUGCUCACUCCGUCGUCAAAAACCCCUCAGCAGAGCUAGUUGGACUUGUUGAUCCCGCACCUACAGGCCCAGCCACAGCUUCCGAAUUGAAAACAGACUACUAUCCCUCCAUAGCAGCAUUACUAGCAUCACCGAACCGCCCAGAGGCAGCUAUAAUAUGCACUCCAAAUAAUACACAUGUCCCAGUAGCAAAAGAGCUACUAGCAGGUGGAAUUCACAUUCUCCUCGAGAAGCCUGUGAGCGAUACCCUGGAAACAGGCCGCUCACUGUUGGAAUUUGCCAAAGCGCCCGAGCAUGCGCAUCUCAAGAUUCUAGCUGGUCACCACCGCCGCUUCAAUCCCUACGUACGUGCCACCAAGUCCAUUCUUGAUGCAGGGUCUCUAGGCCGUCUCAUUGCGGUCAACGGCCUCUGGACACUCUACAAGCCAGAUUCGUACUUUGCAUCGCCGACAGAAUGGCACGCAUCUCGGGAUCGAGGCGGCGGUGUAAUUCCCAUCAACCUCGUCCAUGAUAUUGACCUCAUGCACCACUUAUUCGGGCCCAUAGUUCGUGUGCAGGCGGAGCGGAUCACCCCACAACGGCCGAAGCCUCACGAUGCAGAUGAGGGUGCUGCACUCACGCUCCGCUUUGCUUCUGAUGUCGUGGGUACGUUCCUUGUUUGUGAUGCUACGCCUUCGCCGCAUAGCUUCGAGGUUGGCACGGGUGAGAACCCGAUGAUUGUACCUACGGAUAAUGGGUCAGAUUUCUAUCGCAUCUUUGGAUCGGAGGCUUCGCUUAGCGUGCCGGAUCUUACGCGCUGGAGUUAUGACGGGAAGCCGGAGAAGAGCUGGUCGCAGCCAUUGACCAUUGAUAAGAUUGAUCUGCCCGAUAAUGUGGCCCCCUUUGAUCUUCAGAUUGCCCAUUUCGUGGAUGUUGUGAGGGGCGUGGCUGAGCCUAGUUGUACUGGGGAGGAGGGUUUGCGUGCUUUGGUCGUCUGUGAGGCUAUCCAGAAGGCAAUGCAGACUGGUCAGCCGGUCGAUAUUGCAGUUGAUCCGUUGGCUUAA